GUCAAAUCCAAUUGCCAAGAGAAAGAAAGUCACACGCAAAGAUAAAAAAAACUAAACCAGAGUGAAAUCGACUAGAUAUUUUCCGCAGUUUCCUUUUCUCUCUCUCGCUAGACGUUCCAGAAAUGAGUGAGACGCAUUUUGUAUAUGUAGAUGUGGAGAGUUUGGGCGUGUGCGUGGGUGGAGAGCGACGAUUGGAUCAUUUCCCCGCAUAUAGUUUGAACGCAGAGUCCAACAACGGCUGACCACGAUUUCCUUCUUUCCUCUCUAGCGGCUUUUUUCCGAUCAAUCGUAUUAUCCGGUACACAAAAAUAAGGCGCUGCUGGCGGCACAUUUUUAUUGACUAGCCGCAAGUUUGAUGCGCUUGUCAUGUUCUCGGCCGUCUUACACGACAACGCUCUUUAUUUUUUCCACGCACUCACUAUAGAGAUAUAGUGCUCUCAUUCUUCUCUAUACUUUUUCCUUUCUCUCAUUUUCCUCUGGGCUUUUUUGGCACAUUUCACCCGAGUUAUUGGAGAGGCCGACAACUAACACACUAGCACAGUUAUAUACAGUCUACACGUCUCAAUAUAUUGAGUCAUCGAGUACUCUAUACUAGACUACACAGCGCACAUAAGAAAAAUACUAGGUAUCCGAAAUAAAGAAUAAAAAGGACACACACGAUGUUGAUGGAGAAAGAGAGCGAGAGAGAGCGCUUGAGCGCACUCUGUCCGAUCGAUACCUGCCGUGCGAAGAGCGCGAGUGAUCGAUAUUAUUUCUAUUCUGUUAGAGAUGUGUAUUUUUCCAGGAUCUUCUUUCAUUUCCAGGAGGUGUAUAGUCUCUCCCAACUUCGACUCCAUUUUAAUAAUGGCUCCUGGUAGACUAGAUCCAUGUUUUAUUGUCAUCCGCCUUAUUCCCAAGGACACACAGCCAGCCAGUGAGAGAGCGGAAUGAUUUACAUCUCUGUUUUAUUGGUUGAACGUGCCGAAACAAACUUUCCACCCUCCAUAAGUGUCGACGUCGAAAAUGCGACGUAUGUCGGGGCGGCGGAUAAAAGUCAUGUGUGUGUGUGUGGGCGGCGGUACCGUUCAACAAGUCGUAUCUUGUUUUCGUUUUUUCUUUCACCGCGGGAAAAAAUAAAAAAGAGCGACGUGGAAGCCCCCCUUCCCCUCCCGACGUCAAACGCAGUUACGUCUAUCGAUUGAGUGCGCGCUCUCUUCGUCGUGUAAUCAUGAUGCCCAGCAGUUCUCGUUUGCGCUGACGGACAGACAGUUUUCUGAAGAGGCAAGCUCUCGGCAAUAUUAUCUCACAACUUUAAGUCGGAAGUCUAUAAACUUAUACUCUUUUAUCCUGUUUGAAGUCCAUUUUUUUUGAAUUGCGAGAUUCUUCUUCUAUCUACCUUUUCUUUCCGCUUUUUUUAAACCAGGAAUUCCCAGCAUUUCUGUUUAGUUUUUUUCUCUUCAAACCAACUCGUUUUAUCUUCUUGCUCGGUCUCGGGAGCCUUUUAGAAAUUGUCCUGGCACAUUUAGUGCUGCCGUUCUUUAUAUUCUCCUCGCCGGUUGUCCGACGACUCGUCACUGAACAGUUAGACGUUAGAUGUAUAGAGAUUACACGUUAGAGGAAAAUUGGAUGGAUCGGCUCUACGACAGCAGUCAUCAAAUUAUUCCGCCAACCGGAGAAAAAGUGCCUCCUGACGGUAUAGCUACCUACUAUUAUAACGCUUUUUUCUUUUGUGAUGUACUAGUAGAGCAAAUGUAAAUGUGUGCUGCACAUGUAUGAAUCAAGCGGCAUUUGUACACAUACUUGUGGCGCAGUUCCGAUGGACGUCAUCCACACAAGUCAGUUAGAUUGACGGACGAAAAAUAUAGUCCCAUUGUGUAAUAAUAUCUAGAGCUAGCCUCGUUUUGUGUGUGUGUUCGCUACAGCUCGUUAAACACAAUCAGACAUGAAUAUCGUCUUCCUUUUUCAACAAUUUUCACGAGCCUCAUCAUCGUCUUUAUCCGAUGAGCCUCUUCAGUUUUUCCGCUCUACUGCGGGUGCCGGUUAAGACUCGGCAAGAAAAUGUUUCCGCGAAAGAAUACAUUUAAAUAUCUAGCGUGUACGUAUACACGCAAUCGUUGUCGUUAUUUUUUUUUUAAUGAGACGCAGGCGCAAUCAUAGUGGUAACAGGAAGUACCACAAUCUCCAAAAAAUAAUCAAAACUUUGAUAUUGCUGUUUAUUUGGGCGUGUCAUUUUUCUUUUCUUAAUUUUUUUAAACUACGCGCUUCGAGAGAAAAAAUAAAGUUUCGCUCCAACUCGCCGCCAAGUAAUUAUUAGCGCUCGAUACGCUGCUACUACACUAAAAAAAAGAGAAAAGGGAAAAAAAAGGAGGGAUUGUUGAUAUUUGGCGCAGUGAGGUUCACGGUGUUACUCGGAUAGAAAGGGCAGAGCAUACUAGUCAUCUGGCAAUGCUGCACCGUGCUACUCUUUUUUGGAAUAAAUCGGGCGCCCGCCAUUGGACGACACUGGAAUUUUAGAGAAAAUUUGUUUAUUCCCUCUCGAAGUUAUCCGUUUUCAUCCAGUUGUGUUUAGCUCUUGACGGCUAAUUACUAUCAAAUCUGGAGGACGAAGAAUUUUGUGAUUCCAGUGAGAGGGGUGAGGUGGAUGAAAUGGCAGCUAAUGGCGAAAUUCAGUGGUGCUUCUCUCAAGUUAAAGGCACACUAGAUGAUGAAAUCACAGAAGCUGACAUCAUUUCCUGUGUCGAAUUCAAUCAUGAUGGAGAUUUGCUGGCCACUGGUGAUAAGGGUGGACGGGUUGUCAUCUUUCAGAGAGAUCCAGUGUCGAAAACAUCAGUACCUAAACGAGGAGAGUACAAUGUCUACAGUACUUUCCAGAGUCAUGAACCUGAGUUUGAUUACCUCAAGUCAUUGGAAAUUGAAGAAAAGAUCAACAAAAUCAGGUGGCUAAGACGGAAGAACCCAGCUCAUUUUCUCCUUUCAACCAAUGACAAGACAAUCAAACUUUGGAAAGUAUCUGAACGAGACAAGAGAGCAGAAGGUUACAAUCUGAAAGAUGAGGCAGGUGAAAUGAAGGACAGGGGAGUUCUAACAGGACUUAGGGUUCCAGUGUUAAAGCCAAUGGAACUAAUGGUUGAAGCAUCACCACGUCGCAUCUAUGCGAACGCACACACGUAUCACAUCAAUUCGAUCUCCGUCAACUCAGAUGCCGAAACGUAUUUAUCUGCUGACGAUUUGCGUAUCAAUCUGUGGCAUCUAGAUAUCACGGAUCAGAGUUUCAACAUAGUCGACAUCAAGCCGGCCAACAUGGAAGAGCUGACUGAAGUCAUCACGGCUGCCGAAUUCCAUCCGACCGACUGCAACCAUUUUGUGUACAGCUCCAGCAAGGGCCUCAUCAGACUCUGUGACAUGAGGAUGGCCGCUUUGUGCGACAGACACGCUAAACUGUUUGAAGAGGCGGAAGACCCAGCCAACCGCAGUUUCUUCUCUGAAAUUAUUUCUAGCAUUUCCGAUGUGAAGUUCUCCCGCUCUGGCCGUUACAUGCUAUCUCGAGAUUAUCUUAGUGUUAAAGUGUGGGACUUGCACAUGGAGACGAAACCGAUUGAGACAUAUCCAGUGCACGAGUACCUCCGUUCCAAACUCUGCUCACUCUACGAGAACGAUUGCAUCUUUGAUAAGUUCGAGUGUUGCUGGGGCAAUAACGACCAAGCCGUUUUGACGGGGUCGUAUAACAAUUUCUUUCGCAUGUUUGAUCGUACUUCCAAACGCGAUGUCACAUUGGAGGCUUCGAGAGAAAUUGCCCGGCCCAAGACGACACUCAAAGCCAAGAAGAUUUGCUCGGGAGGCAAACGAAAAAAGGAUGAGGUCAGUGUCGACAGUCUGGACUUCAACAAGAAAAUUCUCCACACGGCCUGGCACCCGACUGAGAACAUCAUUGCCGUCGCGGCCACCAACAACCUGUUCAUAUUCCAAGACAAGUUUUGAAGAAUUACGAGGGAAAGAAGGAGGAAAGAGUCCAGCCGGAAGUGUUCAGAGAUUAUUAAAAACGAGACUUAAAAAAAAAAAAAAACUAAAUUGAAAGAACAAAAACAACAAAAAAACAAACAAAAUAACAAGUAAUAAUUUGAAAACAAAGAGAGGAGUUGGCUCGUCUUGUUUGUUGCCUGAGAAACGCUUCCGAAUGACAAUUCUUCAUUUUGUGUUCGAUGAUUGAUGGCGCAGUCGUGCCAGCAGCAAAAGAAUACUGUAAAGCAACACAGCCAAAUCGUUCAUCUUUUGCCAUUGGACGACUUUGCCCUCGUCAUGUCUUUCUUUUUGUUUGUUUUUUUUUUUCCUUUUUUUUUUUUUUUUAAAUUUCGUGUCGGAACAAAAAUGGGAACGGCUGACUAUAGCGACUAUACACCUUUUCCGUCUUAAAUAACUUCUAAGGCUCUUCUUCUUCCACUUCGUCUUGAAACGCUGCGAUAGCGUCCGUCUAUGAAUGCUCUCCACGGCCCCUGAAAAACCUGACUGACCGACGGUCAAACUAUGUCAAUGGUCCCAAUUUUUCUCUAUCUUUUUUCUUGCAGCGUGUCAAAAUGUUUUAUUUAUUUAUUUUGCCUCCCUCCAUUGGCCUAGAAUUCCGUCUCUCUUGCCCCGUCUCCCAGCUCUCGGCCAUUUUUGCUCCUUGCUCGAGUCGCUAUAGUCGAGCAAUCUACCACGCAGAUCUGACAGUUUCUUUCGUCGUAGGACAUCAUCGUCUUCCCCGAAGAGUUUAUAUCGAGAGUGAGGUUUAAAGCGAAUGUGAGAGAUCGUGAAUAGAUGUGAUCAAAAAGGCUACAAAUGGUUCAAUUCCCGCCCUGAUGCACGAGAUUUGAUUCUUCCCACGAGGCGUCCAUUUAAAGCCUAGUCAGCUCAAGAGACUUCUUUUUUUUUUUGUCUUCAGCGUGCGGUGGUUUCGUGUUGGGAAAUGGGGGAUGGAAAUUGGAAUUUGAAAAAGGAGAAAGAGGAGCCACGAUAUUAAUUUCACGAGGAAAAAAAAAAGAAAGAUAUCAAAACAAAAAGAGAGUGGCGAACGCUAAUUGUGCUCGACUGUCAUGCCAAGAAAUUUUGCUUCAGUGCAACCCUUUUACCGUGUUUUCUUCUACACUCCUUCCAACCUCUUUGUGUGAUUGGAGGGACUGUCCGAAACAUCGUUCAAGGUUCUUCUUUUAAAGAGCUGGAUUCGAGAGAACGUUCACAACUGGAACAACAAAUCACGUCAUUUUCCGAUAUUGAAAUUCAGUUCCCUCCAUCAGACAAAAAAUGUAUCCAUCACCUUUUUUUUUCUACCACACACCGGCACUUAACCUUUCGCCAUCUCCCCGCGGUGUUACACCGACAUGCCCUCGUGUAAUUUCCCCUUCACCCCCUCUCCCGUCUUAUUUUUCCAAUUUCUUCAUUAUUAUUUUCUAGAAAUGGUCCCCAAUCCAUUUCUUUAUUGUAAUUUUUUCGAUAUUUAGAUUCACUUGAAAUCCAAUCUUGCGUUGAUGAAAUGAUUUUCUUCUUUUCACUUCUUCCCCUUCUUCCUCUCAUACGUGUGAAGUCGGCCACGUUGUACGUUGUACAGAUGUGUCUUUUUUUGGUAGCAUGUGGAACAAUACACUGACCUUUUAUGA
Molecule: messenger RNA, 5609 nt
Organism: Daphnia pulex (common water flea)
Lineage: Eukaryota; Metazoa; Arthropoda; Branchiopoda; Diplostraca; Daphniidae
Gene: tws
Product: protein phosphatase PP2A 55 kDa regulatory subunit-like
Exons: 6
Coding region: 2626-3957 (443 amino acids)
Biological process (GO): peptidyl-serine dephosphorylation
Cellular component (GO): protein phosphatase type 2A complex; cytosol
Molecular function (GO): protein binding; protein phosphatase regulator activity
Source: RefSeq, a predicted model, not a curated record